AUGCACCCCAACCCCCCCAUACCUAACAGCACCCCCCCUCCCCCCCCAGCUACCCACCACUACACUAACGCCACCAGCGCUGCUGCCACGCCACAACCCGACUUCUUCACCAAGCUGCUGGAUCAGAUUCCCUUGCCCAGAUGGGCAGUUUACUGCAUCUUCGCAGUGGGGGGGUUGUUGAUCUUGGCCUGCUGUCUCUGCAUCUGCAUCAAGUGCUGCUGUAAAGGGAAGAACCGCAGGAAGAUGAAACCACACCAGCAGCUGAGCCUCAAGAGUCUGAACAGCUCCACCACCACCGCACUGGUCCAGCCAGAUGCAGGAGAUGUGGAGUACGGCUCAACCCAAAACCAACACGGAAAACUGCUCUACUCUCUGGAAUACAGCGCUGCUCAAUCUGAGCUCACAGUGGGGAUAAAAGAAGCUGCUGCUCUGAAGGCCAUGGAUGUGGGAGGAAGCUCUGAUCCUUAUGUUAAAGUCUACAUCUGCCCUGACAAAUCCAAGACCUGCGAGACCAAGGUGUUCAGGAACACCCUCAACCCCGUGUUCAACCAGCAGUUCACCUUCCCGAUCUCGAACGCAUCACUCAGCGAGUCUACAGUGGUGAUGCAAGUCUUCGACUUCAACAGAUUCACCAAACACGAGAUCAUCGGCGAGCUGCGGCUGCAGCUGAGCACUGUGGACUGGAACCACGUGAUGGAGGAGUGGCAGGACCUGAGCCAGCCCGCCAAGUUUGAGGAGGAGAACCUCGGUGAGAUCUGCUUCUCUUUGCGCUACGUUCCAACUGCCGGAAAGCUAACUGUGGUGAUCCUGGAGGCCAAAAACCUGAAGAGCAUGGACACAGGAGGGUUGUCAGAUCCCUAUGUGAAGGUGCAGCUGGCCCUGGACAAGAGGAAGUGGAAGAAAAGGAAGACAUCUAUCAAAAAGAAGACUUUGAAUCCUUACUAUAACGAAUCCUUCACGUUCGAUGUGUCCUUCGACCAAAUACAACGGAUUCACCUGGUCAUCUCUAUCUGGGACCAUGAUGCCAUGACCCGGAACGACGCCAUGGGGAAGAUUUUCCUGGGCUGCGAUGCCUCGGGGAACCAGCUGAGGCACUGGGCCGACAUGCUGUCCAACCCAAGACGACCCGUCGCCCAGUGGCACAACCUGCUGUCCGCCCAGCAGGUCAACGCCACACUAAGCCUCAAAAACAAGCUUUCCUUCACCAACAAGAUCUUCUGAACAACCACUCGUCUUUAAAGCUAGAGUCCUGAAUAUGGUGGUUUUAGUGAAGCAGUGUGUCUCUAUGAAGGUGGUGGUGAGGUGUGUGUGGUGGGCUGAGCUUCAUUCCAAAAGAAUGAGAGUCAGCAGGGCUGUUGUGUCAGAAACAAACAUAAAACCUGGUAGAACCUGAGUUGUACUUAUUGAUGCAGUGCUGGUAUGUGUUGGUGAAGGUCUUCUGCCAGCUUGAUGAAGAUGGAAACGACGCACCCUGUCAUUGUUCCUGGUGAAGUCCUACCAGACACCAUCAUCCACAUCACACA
Molecule: messenger RNA, 1523 nt
Organism: Lampris incognitus (smalleye Pacific opah)
Lineage: Eukaryota; Metazoa; Chordata; Actinopteri; Lampriformes; Lampridae
Gene: syt8
Product: synaptotagmin VIII
Exons: 8
Coding region: 1-1221 (406 amino acids)
Biological process (GO): regulation of calcium ion-dependent exocytosis; regulation of dopamine secretion; cellular response to calcium ion
Cellular component (GO): dense core granule; synaptic vesicle membrane; axon
Molecular function (GO): calcium ion binding; calcium-dependent phospholipid binding; phosphatidylserine binding
Source: RefSeq, a predicted model, not a curated record